UCCUCCUUGCACGGCUGGCGACAGGGCUAACAGUGGAGCUGCUGAACUGUUGAUCGGCCGAUGUGGACCGACCUGGAGGGCCUUCAGAAUGACCGCUCUGGCCCGUGAGUGAGCCGUGAGCGUUUGACCCAUCUGCUGAGUCAGCAGCCCUCUCACUUGUGCUUUUCUCUUUUUCCUGUUGCAGGAAGUCUGAGCACUGAGGGACGGGCGAGCCAGACGACCUGCCGGUCAGACACACACACACACACACACACACACACACACACACUCGCAGCGUACGCCAGCGGGAGCGCUCACCGACACCGCGCGCGGCCCAUCAGGGAUGCACGCUGACUGACGGGUCGACGCUAACGCCCAGCUGCUAGCCCCGCCGCGCCGCGCCGCCGCAGAGAGAGAGAGAGAGAGCGAGCGAGGAGCCGCGUGAAGGAGAAGGCGUCCCGCGGCGAUGGCAGACCCAGACCCGUCGCCCCCCGCCGAGCCCCCGCUGCGCUCCCCGCGGGCCCCCCUCUCCCUCUCCUUCCCCUUCCUGAGGGAGGGCAGCCGCAUUUGGGAGAGGAAGCCCCUCCAGCCCGGGGAGCUGCCCAGCCCCCUGCCCACCAAGCGCACGCGCACGUACUCGGCCACGGUGCGGGCCACAUCUGGGCCGGUCUUCAAGGGCGUGUGCAAGGCCUUCUCCAGGUCGCAGGGUCACGGCUUCAUCCGGCCCUCCCACGGGGGCGAGGACAUCUUCGUGCACAUCUCUGAUAUCGAGGGAGAAUACGUGCCCAUGGAGGGAGAUGAGGUGACGUACAAGGUGUGUCCCAUUCCGCCCAAAAACCUGAAGAUCCAGGCUGUGGAGGUGGCGAUCAUUCACCCGAACCCCAGUAGCAAGCAUGAAACCUGGUCUGGCCAGAUAAUCAGCUCUUAGGCUUCAGCUCCGGCCUAGUGCUGUCAUGGAGGAAGCUGGAGGGCGGAGGGGGGAGGGGGGAGGGGGAGGAGGGGGGGGUGGGAUGGACAGGAUGAGGAUGUGAACGAUGAAGGGCGAUGAAAACCAGAGGAGCAAAAAGGAUGUGGGAAGUGAAAGAGGGCUUAUUUAAGGAAGUGAAAGCAUAAACGGUCGGCAUGGAGACGGGAGUUGGAUGGAGGUUGAGUGUUUUUUCUGCUAUGUACACUUAAAGGCGGGAAUGCGUGGAAGAGUAAAGAAGGAAACAGGGUUACACGUGUCUUUGUUUUUGGGAAUACUAAUGGGGUCUUGGAAUGUGUUUUGGGAUAGAAAGUUGAAAAGAAGAGGAGCUUGAGGUGGAUGGGGUUGGGGGGGUACUUUAGACAGGAGGAGUAUAGAAAAGGCUGAUCAGAGUGGGUAGGAUUUUGGUAUUAGGUAAACACAUAUAUUUUACUGUGAAAUGAAAAGCAACAAUUCUUCCUUAAUUUCAUGAUUUUGUCAGUCUUUGUAUUUGUAUUUUUACCGUUAUUUAUCUUUAUUUAUUUAUUUAUUUAUUUUCAGUCACCAGUACAGAUUUUGUAUUUGAGUUGGGUUUUUUAUGUUAUGGGAUUACUGGGAAUAAUUUUUGAGUUUGUGCUCUGUACAGACCUUACAGAUUUUAUGCCUCUGGGCAUUGUAGUCAAAACUGCACAUAACCAUAGACUAUUCUAUAUUAAGUACUGCCAAACUGACUACAGUCCCCAUGGUUAAUGUCAAGGCUAUUCAGGGUAGGUAAUAUAGCAUUGUAGUCCAGUUUGUGAAUGUGGGCUGUUACAUUAUCAAAGUAAAGCUCUGGUAAUUAACAGGGUACAAACCCCCUUUUUCUAUUAAGAUAGAUAAAUCUAAUUUAUCUAAUAUCUAAAAACUCAUUAAUUUCAUUGUAUGAAACCAUAAUAAUUUAUGUGCUUGAAAUGUGAUAAAUGAUAUAAUUGUUUCUAUAAUAUACACCACUAUCAUGUCCAGUGAAUCCAUUUCUUUUGCCAUUAUUGUUAAACUAAUUUCUGAUACUAAAUGUACAAGAACGUUUUGUUUCUUCAACCCACUGUAAUUCAGAGCACUUUCUUUUUGGUCAAACCACUGUGACUGGCAUUAGGUCAUGAUAAACUAAUUUAAAUAAAUUCUUUUACGAUGCACAA
This is a messenger RNA of Anguilla rostrata (American eel), 2097 nucleotides long. It is a transcript of the gene csdc2a, whose product is annotated as cold shock domain containing C2, RNA binding a. Bases 446 to 907 code for a protein of 153 amino acids. NCBI's taxonomy places the organism in Eukaryota, Metazoa, Chordata, Actinopteri, Anguilliformes, Anguillidae. The transcript is spliced from 3 exons. Gene Ontology annotation, cellular component: cytoplasm. The record is from RefSeq and is a predicted model, not a curated record. Gene Ontology annotation, biological process: regulation of mRNA stability. Gene Ontology annotation, molecular function: mRNA 3'-UTR binding.